CGAGGAUCGCGGUUGAGUCAAUGUAAAUGUUUGACUUUUUGCUUUAGACCUAUAGCAUUUUUAUCAUGAGAUAUUUGCUGCAUUAUUUUUAAACUUGAGUCGUGCGCUUGCGAAACAAAAUUCAAAAUGAAAAUGACGUUGGGCCGCCGUAGCCUUCCACUCUUUUCGCCGGAUAGAAGUUGCUCGAAAAUGCGAGGUGACUGCUCCGCUGCAGCGAUCGGGAUAGCGAAGCUCUUACUUGUCGCGUUGAAUAUCGCGGUUUUCAUUAGUGUCAGCGAUACUACGAGCCCAUCAUUGACUGACAACGGGGACCAGGGACCCGUGCGAGUAGAACAUCAUGAAAAUGCUGCAACUUCUGGACAAGCUCCCGCUGUGAGAUCUUCAUUUGGAGCCGCCGCUCCCAUUCUGUUCGCCUACGGGAAGAAGGUAAAAAAAUUGCAGAAAAUCAAGCUGGGUCGACGAAAGAAAAUGAAACUCUCUCUGAAGAAAGCUUUACUGAACAACUACGUCCAGCCCUAUAACCACAUCCCCGGCGGAGGUUCCAAUCCCGGCCCCCCUAUGCCACCACCUGGCGGACUGCUGUCCGGAGGUCCUCUCGGUGCAGCUCCUCAACUCCCGGCGCCGCAGCAAAUUUACAUGAACGGCCCGCACCGAGGACAGCAGGGACAGCAUGGUGGAUUUUCACACCCUACUUCUUCACAACAGUCGCUUUUACAGCAGCAGGCAAAUUUCUUCCACCAAAGAUCUUCUACUGCUUCUGCAUCAAGAACCUCCUUCACUGGGACGAGGAAUUUACCCUCGUCUUCCAAGUUCCACCUUUUCCAGCAAGCCAUUGACUCCGAGCGGGGGAAAUGCCCCCACUGUCCGGAGAUGCCGAGUUACGAGCUCGCGAAGGUGCAAAAGGUCGCAUAUGAUUACGCAGAAGGGAAUGCCCAUCCCCCGGGACACGGACCAGGAAACUCCUUUUGGACUACUGUUGAUAACAGCCCGUAUGAGAGUGCAAAACUCCCCCCCCCUUUUUUGUAAUGCAAAACCCCAAGUCCAGUUGGUGCCUUGACCUUGUGGAUGCACUGGCUGCAUGACAAAUUCCAGAAUGUCAAACAGUACUACAUUCGGCGCGUGAAUUUGUCAUGGACAGACUCCACGUGUGUUGGUGGUUGUGAUGCUGUUCAUGCCAUACAAAUGAGGGGGAGGGGGAGUGGUGCAAACGCAUAGCCCGUUGGUGAAGCCCACGAAAUACUCCGGCUGGAGUUACAGGGACUACGCAGACAAGGAACUGCGGUAUGUGCAGCUGUUGACCGAGCGGAAAUUGCAGGCGGACUUUGAUAACUAUCUUUUGUACGCGGAGGCCAGAUCCACGCAGAUUUUCGGAAGCUCGUUUUUCGGGGGCAGCAGGAGUAGUGCAACUACAUCAGGAGUAGACCAAUACGCAACGACCCCUAGUACCAGCAGCUCUAGCACCACACGACAGCAGCUGCAUCCAGACCACCAGUCCGCGGCUCAACAUCGCCCACCGCCGAGGGAGCGCUUCACCUUUUCAGAUUUGCACUACUAUGAGAAACGACAAGGAAACGAGUUUUUGCGAAAAAUAGCCGUGGAGCAUGACAAACUCGACCCGACCUUUCAGCAGUACUUUUUCCACGGGACCUCGCUAAGCUUCAGCGACCAUGAGCUGCGGUAUUUGAGUGAUCAGGAUUUGCACAGUCAUGACGAUUUCAAGCAGGUGCCGUUGCACGACCACGUGGGGCGGUCUUCUCCAAUCGUGCAGCUUAUGAGAGUGCACAACUCCCCCUUCCCCUCAUUUGUAUGGGAUGAACAGCAAUACAAACACCAGCACACACGGAGCCUGUGCAUGACAAAUUUAUGCACCUCCUUCUAGCGUACUAUUACUAUUUGGCGGGCUUCCGGCAUUUGUGAUGCAAACGAAACAGUGCCACACGGCAGCGACUGGAUUUGGGUUUUUGCAUGACAAAUGAGGGGGAGGGGGAGUUGUGCACUGUCAUACAGCUUCGCGGUAAAGAAGGGUUGAAGUUCCACAAGAGGUCCACCGGCCGAUUGCGCAACAUGCUCCGCCUUGGUUUACAGCAGGAGGCGAACUGCGGGAGCAAUGGGAACCUGUACGGAUCGGGGAUUUAUUUAGCGAAGGACUUCCACAAAGCAGCACAGUACUCAAGAUGGUGUUUGUAUGUCUUCAGCAAAUUUUUUUCUUUCCCGUACGCGUAGAAGUAGUACAAGUAGUGGCUUUGCUUUGGCAUGACAAAUUUUAUUUGCCACAAUCUUCCCCUCGUGACGAGUCUGAAUGUUGUACUUCGUUCUAGCAGGACAAGAAGCUUCACGUAAGGUUCUUCUUGGGAGUCCUCACAGUUUUGUACACAAAAAUGCACGGGAAAAAGGAACGAUUUGUGAUAUUCCAUACCUUGGAGAAAGUGCGGAUGACUAGCCAGCAAAGCGGCGUCACUCGCGAUUAUUCCCCUCAAGGUCGGUGGCAAGCGAUUGUGGUGGUGAAACUCACCCUGCCGAGGAAGUACGAGAGAAGGGACAACGGGAUUCCGAACAGAGUUGCGAAAUUGAAACGCGGCACCACCAAGCUGUUCCAACGAGAUGUAUUCACGAAGCCAUCCAAGCCGGAAGAGAAACGAGCCUGGGAAGAAAACCGCGAUAGAUACUUCCAGCCACGAAACCUGAUCCGGCGGAAGAGAUUUUUUCGGCCGCGCCUUAUCAAUGGUUUGCCUGCGGUAACUCCGACUCCAGGCACAGCAGCUGGCGCUGCUACAACACCGGCUGCGCCACAAAAAGAUCCUUGGGAAACAGACGUGGUAGAUCUGUUAUGCAUUGCAAAAGUAUCGUACUCGUAUAAACGCAUUACAGAUUUCCUCAGCAUGAGAAAAUUUGUCAUGCGGAUUUACCUUCGGAAAAAGAUUUGUAAUGCAUGACUGCAAUUACUACGGGUGCGAUACUUUUGAUCAGGAUAUCUGUUUUACCCAAGCAAAAAUCAGGGCGGCGACAUCGAUGACGAGGUCGAUUCAGAGGACGAUAGUACUUCACCAGGUAUACUUCGCCGCCUUUUAGGUACAACUAGAGCGCCACCAGUCGGACAGUAUGACAGCAAGAAGCGGUAUCGCAAGAAAAAAAGAUUGUAGGUGUAACUUUCUUGGAGGAUUAGCGUGACAAAUAUGUCUCGCAUGACAGCAAAAACCUGUCAUGCGCAGAUAGAAUGUGAAACACCCUUGAAUGGACCCUACUAUGCAGGGUUAACAUGACAGGCGCAAUCAAUUUACAUGCUGCGCAUCCCAAAUUUACACAAACAACUUUGUUUUCUUUCAUAAGCGGCAGUUCCGCGUCCGCCACGUGGGUGGGCACGAGUUGACGCCAAAGGAAGGGUAUGCAUUGCAAAAGUAUCGUACUCGUAUAAAAAAUGCAUUACAAAUUAUUUCCUCAGCAUAAGAAUGAAAUUUGUAAUGCGGAUUUACCUUAAGAAAUGCGUGACUGCAAUUCGAGUGUGUACGAUACUUCUGCACAGGAUAAAGGGAAGCAGCUACACACGGAGUUUGUCGUUCACGAUGUGUCUUUACUGGAAAUUGCCUACAUCCUCAUCUACGACGUACCUGUCGGCCGAAACCCGGUGACCGACUUCCUAACCGAGUACCAACACGCGCACCACAAAAUCGGCCUUGGCGGGGGUGUCACGGAGGUUAUGGGCUACGACCCCAUCACCUUACAGCCAUCAGCGAAUGUAAGGGAGUCCGCGGUAGUGGAGGGAAGGCGAUCCUACUGGCGGAGUUGUGGGGUUUUGAAGGUAUACAUUGCAAAUAUGUCUGGGUCUGGAAACUUGUGAUGCUAAAAGUGAACGAUAGACGCACUGCAAUACGCAGCUACGCAUGACAAAUUUUUUGGCUGCCAUGUCUUACGUAUUCCGCAUGGCAAGCUGCGUUUUUGCGUGAAAGGGAAGUGUGCUUUUUCGUGCGUAUGCAACACAGGUUCUCGAGUCAUUGUCAUGCCACACAAGCAUGACAAACUUGCAUUCUUCCAGACCCAGACAUUUUUGCACUUGAUAGAAGGAAGUGUCUGUCGAUGAACUGUGUCUGUGCUGCUCCCCCUGCGUGUGCAUUUUGGUGCCGGACUGCGUGAAGGAAAAGAUUGCGACAAAUUUGAAACUGUGUGGGUCGUUAUGCGCGGGAAAUCUAUCGUGCAAGAGCUUCUGCAACGUGUUAAGGAACUGCGCUUGCUGUGCGGAUCCGCGGCAAGGGACAGGAUUGGCGAAACUUUUGCGAAGUAGCGCGGGGGGACUGAUGAGCGCAGCCGCGUCGUCCUCUUCUAGAAGUAGAGAGUGCACCAGUUUGCCCGGCGGCCGGUUCAAUUUUCACAACUUUUCCAACACGGAAUAUGACCCACUCGUGUUGGAGGAGGCCAUCGAAGGAGGUGGAGAGCAGGGAUCAGCACAAGCUGGACAUCAUGUUCAAAACGCCGUACCACAAUCAUCAAACUGUUGCAGCUGCCUAUACAACAGCGCUCCAAGCAGAAAUACCACGACGAAAAAUCAGUUUUGGUGCGGCUUCGGCGGCCACAACGGAUGCGCCCUCUGUGUGCACGGUGGUUUCGAAUGCUUGUGUGGUGAAAUCGGGAGGAUAAACGGCAUCACCUGUAUGAUUGUGAAAAAAAUAUAUGUUCCCCGCUUGUUCCCAUAAGAAUGCAGACUUAUUCCCAUAAUACCUGUGAUCAUGCAGAUUUGAUGUCGCCACCAAUCCAAAGCAAAUCAGCUUUGUCUUGCAGUAGAAAUGAACUGGAGGUGUAAUAUGCUAGGCCUGCUCUUCAGCAUGAUUUUAGACGUUCUUAUUGCUGUAGGCUUAUGCUAAAGCGCAUUUUUACAAUAUCAAUGGCCUGCCAAAUGUUUCCGCUCGCUCUUGCUUCCCAAAUAUGCAAGACAGAGGCAGUACAGAGGCUGCAGUAGUACCGUACACAAACCAGCAGCACUAAGUUUAUUGGGGACCACGAGGGGAUAUUUUUCCUAAACAUCAUAAUAAGCCUAAUGGGCGGCUCCGAAGGGAAGGAGCAAAAUUGUGAUAUUUGCAGAAUUGGCCAGGAGUACAAGAUCAACGACCAGUGUUUACAUCUACAAACGCAAAAGGUAUCCUGUGCAAAAGUAUCGUACUCGUAUAAAUGCAAGUCUCGCAUCACAAAUUUUUUUCUUAAGGUAAAUCCGCAUGACAAAUUUUAUUUCUCAUGCUGAGGAAAUUUGUAAUGCAUUUAUACGAAUACGAUACUUUUGCAGUUCAUAAAAGGAUUGCCUGCACAAUGUCUGCACCUGUUGCGGACACCACACGACGUAUGACAGUGCACAACUUCGUCCCCUCUCCCCCUCAUUUGUAUAGCAUGAACGACAAUACAAGCAUCAGCAAGAGUGCCGAUUUUGCAUGACAAAUUUGCACUGGUGGGAUGUAGUGCUGUUUGGAGUUGUGCCAGAACUUGUCAUGCAAACAGUGCCAAGGGGAAGGCACAGCCCGUAACCGUAUUUGGGAUUUUGCAUCACAAAUGAGGGUGCGGGGGGAGUUGUGCACUUUCACACGACGCCUGCACCGGGGUGCGCGGAACAGUUUGUGUCGACGAACGUCAUCGAUAAAUGUAUCCUGAGGAAAAUCGUGUUUUUGAAUUUGUGAUGCUAUGAACUGGAUAAGCAGAUGGAUCUGUGAUGCGGCUGCACUUGCUUCUAUCCUGCACUGCACUACGGAGUGCAACUUGUCAUGCGUGACUCCCAAAGCUUCUAGGUUUGUGUUGCAAAAUCCCCAUGAUCUUGCCUCUGGCGUCGUGGGGACGUUUUUACUCAGGAUAAAGUGCGAGCCGACGGUCUUGUCGAAACUUAGCUGUGGACAUCUGGCCGGGACAGUGAAGUACGGUUUGCCCCACAUGUGUCUGGUGUACCUCGCGAUGCAAUAUCUUCCAGAAAAAAACACCCAGCCCCAUCCAAUUAUUUGUCAUGCAAAAUAUGCAUAACAUCCUGUGUUUGUCAUGCGAAAAAUGGAUGGAAGUGGGUUUUUUUCUGUGGAGAUGCAAAUCUGUUGCCAAAUCGCGACCAGUCUCGGGAGCGGGGAAUUUGAAGCGUAUACUUUAGGGUUGGAAACCCCCUGGGAGCCUGCCGAGGAUUACGACGUCGAGCCGGGGGAAUUUGUGAAGCUGGUGGAUGUGGAGUAGAAUUGUCGGUCGUAGAGGAGUUGUUUUUAGGACACUUACGAGGAGCAAGGCAAAUUUCCUACAGAACAGCAUUCGUUUUGCGACUGUGAGAUGACAUUCCAAUUUGUCAGAAGAUAGUACGAUAAUAUAUGAUUUGUGUAAGCAAGCUUGUUGGCAGCACAUUGUCGACAGGACGACGUCCUCGGCUUGGAUGCCGUUAGUGGUCACCUGUCUCGUGAUGAAUAAAGAAGAUUAUACAAGAUUUUUUAGUUUUCUGCGAAAACACAAAUGCAAAUUUACCAGCGAAGUUUCCAUUGCGAACUAGAACCUCUUUCAGCUCAAGAAUGCUGGAACAAAUAUUACGACCAAUAGGCGGCCGCGGCCAAGAACGUCAAAAAGGCCGACCUGACUUUGAGAAUAAAGGAUCAAUCUGCAUCGAAAAAUGUAAGCAACGACGGCGAUGAACUGCCUAACACCAGCCUAUUUUGGUUUAUUUGGGAAUACAGAAGGAUAAACUUGCCGAUGGACGAUUUUGAAGAAAAUGAAUUGCGACGGACAUAGCGAAGAAGUUUUGGAACAAUUAUUCGGAAUUUGAGCUCAGCGAGCACAUGCUCAACAACAC
Molecule: messenger RNA, 6787 nt
Organism: Amoebophrya sp. A120
Lineage: Eukaryota; Dinophyceae; Syndiniales; Amoebophryaceae
Source: the annotation of a GenBank genome assembly